Messenger RNA from Dibothriocephalus latus, 501 nucleotides. NCBI's taxonomy places the organism in Eukaryota, Metazoa, Platyhelminthes, Cestoda, Diphyllobothriidea, Diphyllobothriidae. The record is from the annotation of a GenBank genome assembly.
GUCCGACAUGGCCCGGGCUCUGACAUGCGUUGCAUGAGCCCUUUGAUGGAUACCGAGGACAAGUUGCCCGAUACCGCUUUCACGGCUAGCAGUGUUUAUCGAAACACCGAGGGUUUCCAGCCACACCAUGCACGGUUAGUUCACGUCUACGACGGGAAGGAACACGUAAGUGGUCACGCAUGGUGCCCAAGCAAUACUGUACAAACCUCAAUGAAGGAGUGGAUACAGGUGGAAUUCCCCACGCUUGUCAUCAUCGGCAUCAUCUUCACAGCUGGCCGAGGCGACGGAAAUGCGUACCCUCCACCUUGGCGCCUGUUUGCGUCCAACGGCGUGAAUCAUACGAUCAUGUCUGGGUGUCGUCCAGGGGUCUCUCUGAUGGUCCUGUCUUCUGAGGAGAUGGAGGAUGCUUCCAUUGCCAAGGCCUACUUCUGCCGGGCAACCGACCUUAUUUGCUGUUCUCACUGUUUUGCCAUCGGUUUCUUGCCCCAUGGCUCGCCUUAG